CAAAACGCAUGGACGCGGAUGUGAUUUAAGGAAAGAAAUGUAAAGAUUCUAUUGGUCUAUUCCGGGUGAGAAAGGUGCGGGGGCAUCAAAACAAAUCAUACUUGUGAGUUAUAUAAGUCAGAAUCUCAACGACAAGGGGUAUAGCAAAGUUUACAGAAGACUACCUGAGGCUUAUAAGAGUUCAAAAGCAACAGUGAAAAUGUAUAUGUCAUCAGUGGCCUUGGCCUUUUUGUUGGGCUGUGUCUGCCAAGGACUGGCAAAGGACAAUAUUGUCAUUGAAGAUCAUCUUUUGAAACCUUUACCCACGGCCACGUUAUGGAGGAAACCUUGCUGCCCAAGACGUAACAGCAUGUCCAUUGAUCUCACGAGGGGGGUUUUCAUAGGAAAAGUGGAAGGUGUAUCUACACCUACAUUUACAACCUCACCGUCAGCAAACAUGGAGUGUGGAGUAAUGGCUGAUCUCACAGCUAAAUUCCAAAACGUUUCUGACUGCCUGUCUGAUUGGCAACAGUGUGUUUCCUUCCCCACGUGUGGACAGCGCAUGCUCAGAAUCGACAUGUUUCUGGGAAAACGACGGAGGGGUUACAUGUUCAACGUGGGAGAUAGCCCUAGCAACGAUGGUUGGGGUGGCGAUUAUGGAGAUACGAAACAUGAUGCUGAAAUCAUGGGAUACUAUCCUAGGAUCUUGGGAUACAAGUCGGAUUUUUGCAAAACAGAGAAAACUGAAUGGUUAAACACCCUUUUGGCGCCAGGCGUUACACGAGUCACGAUGUUUGCGGCCAACAAUUACGUCAGGAUCAAGAAUGACCAGGGAUUUGAGAUGAAAGAAUGUCACAAAUGCGGUUUUGCUCUCAAUGGACAGGACCCCAACGAUAGCGCCAACACUUUGUACAUGGCAUUCAACAACAUGAUCAGGGGAACUCACCGAAAGGGGUAUGGGGUGUGUCACGUCAGAAUCCGCUGGGAAUGUCCAGAUUGUUAGAGGAGUCCGAAUAUUGCUAUGAUACUCAGUGAAAAGAAAGACAAAAUUUUCAAGCCCAUGUUUCUGACUGAAUAAUCAUCAGAAUCAUAUCUUAAAUCCAUGUUUGACAUUGUCUCUAUUGUAUUUUGAAUGUUUCUUCGAACUGAAAUUAGAUGUGAUAUUUUGUGUCAAUAGUCGAUGGGUUAUAUAGAGAUUAUCUGGAAUUAGAUGCAUAUUCAUUAUUCAAAUAAAUUUCUUUGGAAGAUCA
This is a messenger RNA of Ostrea edulis (European flat oyster), 1229 nucleotides long. RefSeq lists its product as uncharacterized. The transcript is spliced from 4 exons. The coding region runs from base 200 to 982 and encodes 260 amino acids. NCBI's taxonomy places the organism in Eukaryota, Metazoa, Mollusca, Bivalvia, Ostreida, Ostreidae. The record is from RefSeq and is a predicted model, not a curated record.